CGGGGAGCAGUCACGCGCACAGGCACGCACCCUAUGGUCAGAGCUCCUAGGUUUUAGAUACUAGGUGAAUUUUAUCUGAAGUCACGUCGUGUUAUCAGCGGGCACAGACAACGGCUGAAGGGAGAAGCUACACCCUCCAUGGAUCCCAAAGACACAGUGUCGACUCUUGGCUGACCUACAUCACCAGCACCCAACCUUUCUAACAACGGAUCAGUUACCGCAAGAUGAGUUUGGAUCUUCAAGAAUUGACGGAAAGUUAACAAGCUGAUGAAACCAUCCUGAGAGAUGAUGAAUCGCUACACCACCCUGAAGCAGCUGGGUGACGGCACCUACGGGAGUGUGCUGAUGGGGAGAAGCAACGAGUCUGGAGAGCUGGUGGCUAUCAAGAGAAUGAAGAGGAAGUUUUAUUCCUGGGAAGAAUGUAUGAACCUAAGAGAGGUGAAGUCACUGAAGAAGCUGAACCAUGCGAAUGUGGUGAAACUGAAGGAGGUAAUCAGAGAGAACGAUCACCUCUACUUUGUCUUUGAGUACAUGAAGGAGAAUCUCUACCAGCUUAUGAAGGACAGAGAGAAUAAGAUGUUCUCUGAGAAUGAAAUUAGGAACAUCAUGUUUCAAGUGAUAUCUGGGUUGGCUUUUGUACAUAAGCAUGGUUUCUUUCAUCGAGACAUGAAGCCUGAGAACCUGCUCUGCAUGGGUCCAGAACUGGUCAAAAUAGCAGAUUUUGGACUGGCAAGAGAGAUCCGCUCCAAACCUCCCUACACAGACUAUGUGUCAACCAGAUGGUACCGAGCUCCAGAGGUUCUGCUCAGGUCGUCUACCUACAGCUCUCCUAUCGACCUGUGGGCUGUGGGCUGCAUCAUGGCUGAACUCUACACUCUCAGACCUCUUUUCCCUGGCAACAGUGAAGUGGACGAGAUCUUUAAGAUCUGCCAAGUAUUAGGCACCGUCAAAAAGUCGGAUUGGUCAGAGGGCCACCAGCUAGCAUCUGCUAUGAACUUUCGCUUUCCCCAAUGUGUGCCGACCCACCUGAAGACCCUCAUCCCGAAUGCCAGCAAUGAGGCUAUCGCCCUGAUGAGAGACCUGCUGCAGUGGGACCCCAAAAAAAGACCCACUGCUGUACAGGCGCUGCGCUACCCGUACUUCCAGGUAGGCCAGAUUUUAGGGCCUCGUCCUCAGAGCCAGGAUGUCAAGAAAGUCCAGGCCAGGCCACAGGCCCAGAGGCAGGCCUCAGAGUCCAAGGCUGAUCCCCAGCAGUCCUCCUCUGAGUCCAAAGCCUCCACAUCCUCCUGCAAAAACCAAAAGCAGCAACAUCAUCAGCCUCUUCAGCAGAUCCCCCUUCCCCAGUCUGAGAGUAAACCAGGAGGCCUUAGCCAUGCAAAAGCAGCAUCUCUGGGCAGUGAGAACAGCGUUGGUGGCGGUGGGAUUGGGGUGCUGAAGAGUGGCCGUCGACGCUGGGGCCAGACGGUGGCCAAGACCUCAGACAGCUGGGAGGAAUCUGACCCUUCAGAAACCGCCGCCUCCAACUCCAAGAAACCCAGCCUGGGGAACGCAGAGGAGGAGAGGAGCCCUAAAGAGCACCGCCCACAGCCCAAGGAGCAGAAACCUUUAUAUUCCUUCAGCACUGUCACUAAGCUACCCAACAAUGUUAAGAUUGGCCAAAUGGACUCUAAUCUCCCAGGAUCUGCCGCACGGCAGCACUAUUUAAGCCAGUCACGAUACUUGCCAGGGCUGAUCGGCAAGAAUCAGUCUUCUUCUGGGGAGAAGGAGUUGAGUGGUAUGACGCUGCGGGACCUGUGGGAGAACUCCUCAAACACUGUGAAUAAACCCCUCGCUCCUAUUGGAGGAGGAUUAUCUGUCAGAGCCAACGCAGAAGAGAAUGGCUUUAAAUCUGAGGAUAGCCCACCAGAGAAAAGUGUUGUUAAAGAAAGAAUACUGGAGAAAAUUGAUCUCUCCAAAGGGAACUUUGUCAGCACCAAGUACAACCUGUCUGGUGGUUAUAUCCCUUCAUUCCAAAAGAAAGAGGUGGGCUCAGUGGGACAGAGGAUCCAGCUCGCUCCUUUGGCCGGCCAGCACACAAUCAGUCUUUCUUCUUCUCCUGAUAAUAAAAAAGAAAAAUCGAAAUCUGCAAAAGCCAAGACCGUAUCCAACUCAUCUCUGAGUGAAACUAAUGAAGAUUACGAGGGCUGGAAGAGGAGGGCAGACAGGACUCAGAUGAAGGGGAGCAGCUACUCCGCCCUGGGGAAAACCUCUGGGAAUCUCCUGACCAGAGCGCCGGCUGUACAGCCUGUCCACGGCAGGGUGGACUGGACAUCCAAAUAUGGUGGAAAUCGGUAGUUCAGAAAGAAUGUUGCGCAGCUUGUUGGACUGUGUUGCCUUGUGGUGCACAUCUUUGGCUAAGGAAGGUAACUGCAAGCAGAGUUAGAAACACACUCAAACCUGGAGGAAAUUCUGUAAGUUCCCUGAAACAGAAAUUUCCAAUAUGGAGGUAGGUGGUAGCAGUCAGAGUAGUCACAGAUGUACAUCCCACACUCUGAGGAGACAUUUUUAAUGCCACAGUGGCAUGAUUUUGUUUCCAGAGAGCCUUAGAGAUGUAGGAUCGAACUGUAAAUGUGCACUAGUCUCUGUCUUUCGGAGAUAACGGUUGCCAUGAUGCUGAAUCAAGACUGAUGUUGUCUGCAAGACAAUCCCACUGAACUCCUGUGGGAUCCAGUGUGAGCCAAUACUACUGUUAGUGUUGGGGUAUUCUCAAUAGACUUUAAAUGUAGCAUCUAACCUUUCUUUUUUUACUAGUAGUUUAAGUAUUGUUUUACUACAGAUGACAAAGCGGUCAUUAAUGAAUGUUUUCCUACAAUGCUGUUUCCUCUGCUUUUACUCUCAGAAAAAAAACCUUCAGUGUAAUGUCUAC
Epinephelus moara (kelp grouper) is the source of this 2905-nucleotide messenger RNA. It is a transcript of the gene mak, whose product is annotated as male germ cell-associated kinase. Gene Ontology annotation, biological process: intraciliary transport; intracellular signal transduction; protein phosphorylation. Gene Ontology annotation, cellular component: nucleus; cilium; cytoplasm. The transcript has 17 exons. Gene Ontology annotation, molecular function: protein serine/threonine kinase activity; ATP binding. The record is from RefSeq and is a predicted model, not a curated record. NCBI's taxonomy places the organism in Eukaryota, Metazoa, Chordata, Actinopteri, Perciformes, Serranidae. Bases 286 to 2334 code for a protein of 682 amino acids.